Molecule: messenger RNA, 2217 nt
Organism: Entrophospora sp. SA101
Lineage: Eukaryota; Fungi; Glomeromycota; Glomeromycetes; Entrophosporales; Entrophosporaceae
Source: the annotation of a GenBank genome assembly
AUGUUACCUUUAAAUUCGGCCAAGCGAACUUGUCUAUCUGAAUCACCAUAUUCCUCUAGCUUCGUCACCAUUCCCAACAUUAAUAACAUUGAUAUAAUACAACAACAGCAACUUAUAUCAAAACAAUUUUAUCAACAGCAUCGUCAUCGUUUAUUAUCAGAUUUGGAUAUUAUUCCUCCCAAUGAUCCAAAUGAUGAUGACAAUCUUCGUCAUAAACAACCAUUUAAUUCAUCAAUCUCGACAUCAAGUCCUCAACAAGAACAACAAAUUUUUACUAAAAGUGAUAUUCAUAGAAUCGAAAAAAAUAUUGAUUUAAUUCUUGAAAAUCCACAACCUUAUUCACCAUCACCUUCUUCAGAUAAUUCAAUCAUUCUUGAUUUUCCGAUUUUAUCAAGUCCAAAAAUCGAAGAAAAACAUAUCAAAUCACCUUUAUCCACGCUAUUGAAUCGUACUUUUCCUAAUGACGUCGUAGAAUUAGUAGAUAAAUUAAGCAAAUUGCCUAAAAAUAAUUCCAAUUUGGAUAUUAACGAUCCAAUCAACAAUAAUUUUUCUCGAGCAGCAUUACCAAAUUCUAAUAAUAAUUCGUUAACUUCGUCAUCAUUAAAAUUCACUGAUAUUUGGCUGAGAAAAGACAAACCCAUCCACUCCAAACUAUUGAUCUAUUCAACUUUGGCUUUUGCUGCUUCGAAAUUAUCUAACGACCCAUCAAUUCAAAAAACCGAAAACAAACCUGGCGGUGUGUUCUUUGAUGCUGCAAAGAAAAUUUUGGAUUCGGUAUAUGAUGAACCUAAAUUAGAAACUAUUCAAUCUUUGUUGCUUCUAGCAAGUUCCGAAAGGGCUCUUUCAAGAUUUAAUAGCGCUUUAAUGUUUUCAAAUAUGGCCGAUAAUUCAUUGACACCAGGGGAAGAGGAAGAAAGGCAUAGAAUCUUUUAUUGCGUCUACAUUCACGAUAGAUGGACUUCAUUCGUUCUGGGAAAACCAUACAAACUCAAAAACAUGGACAUCAACAUACCACUGCCGACAUUACCAAAUUUCGAUCGGCCAACUAAAAAUUUUUUUGUUGCAUUCAUAAAACUAUCGCAUAUCAUUGGUCAGAUUUGGAAACUUUGCUAUUCCACUAAAUCAGAAGUCAAUUAUGAAAAUUGGCAUAAUCACGUGAUGGAUCCAAAAAGCUCAUUGAGGCAAAUUAGAUCUUCAUUGGCAAAAUGGUUGAAAGAAUUACCUGAUGAAUUGCAGUACCAGUAUCUGCCAAAUGAGGAUCCAAGAAGUUUGUUCCAAAUGACCACUUUCUCAGUAUUUGCUGGUUAUAUUAACAUACUUUUUCAUGCUUGCAUUUUAUUACUACAUCAACCUUAUCUUACAAGAUCAUCAUUGACAACGAUAGCAACCAAACAACAGAUGCACAGUCAUCACGAGCAUCAUGCGUCUAAGACUUCCAAUAAAUAUGAUCCAUCAUCAUUAACUCAAACAAACGUUGAUCUAAUUAAAACUUGUUUGACAGCUGCAACAACUAUUACUGACAUAGCUAAAAAAACAAGAAAUUAUGAUAAAACAGCAUUUCAUUAUUUCGUGUUGCCAUUUCCAUUCCUCUUGCAGUCGAUUUUAACUGAAGUGGUUGUAAUUACUAGCAGAGAAAAGGAUGACUCAUCAUCUGGCGAAGCAGCAAAAGCGUUGAUUGAUACAUUUGAGGAGUUUAAAUUGAUAGCAGAAAUUUGUAGUUUGGGUUGUACUGAUGAGAUGAAGAAACUUAUUGAGGAGGUGGAAAGAAUUUUGGUAUUCACUAAUAAUGAUGCUAAAAAUAGCGGUCUCACAAUAACGGAAGCAAGUCUAAACCCAAAUCCAAAUGACAAUAAUAAUAUUAAUUUAUGUGUAACAAAUCUUGGUAGUGAUGUGGAAGAUCCAUCGUCCAAAUUUGUUGCUUUAUCGUCUUCUUUAUUAUCAUCAGCUGUCAACAAUAGUAAGGAUUUAUUUACUAUGACUUCAACUCCACCACUAUCACUAAUUGCAUCAGCAGUAUUUACACCGAAUAAUCUAACAACUAAUAAUAACAAUAACUUUUCACAAAAUAUACCAUUUCCAACGUCAAUAUCAUCAUCAUCUUCUUCAAUUCACGCUACUAUUAGUAAUAGUAGUAAUGAUAAUAACAGUAUACCAUGGGAUCAACAUUUCUACAUGGGCGCAACUAACAACAGCGUUGAAAAUUCAACUGAAAAAUAG